CUUAUACACAACUUAGGGCUUAAGCCGACCGCACGAAACGGUGAUAUAUGCUACAAGAUAAGUUAUAUGAUACAAGCGACGUGAUACAUACUUGUAUCAACGUUAAACCUAACCCCGAUUCCAGGUGAAAUGUAUUUUUAUUUUCACCUGCGUAAAUUUAUUUCAGUUUGAGACGAUACUGUGAAUGAAAAAGAAAAUCUUUGAAAAGGUGUAUUAAAUCUGAUUAAAAUUAUGAGUGAACAUAAUUAUUAUCAAAAUAAUAAAUCAUCUCACAAUAGUGAAAAUGAUGAUGAGUUUCUUGACCAAAGAAUUAAUAAUGAUGACUUUGACAUGGUUUUAUUAACUCUUAUAAAACAAUACCCAUGUAUAUAUGAUCCAAACAAGUUAAAUCAAGAAAAAAUUAAUUUAGCUUGGAAUAAUAUAUCUGUAGAAAUGAAUGAAAAAGUUGAACAGUGUCAAGAUCGUUACAGAAAAUUAAGACAAUAUUUCUCUAAAGAACGUAAUCGAAGAGAAUUUGUUGCUGCAGGAACUAAGAGAGAUACAAAAAGAUAGGCUUUAUAUGAUUGUGCUUCGUUUUUGAACCCUUUUAUAAUGAAAAAAAGGCGUUUAAAGAGUUCAAUGAACUCUGGUAAAAAAUUAAGUAAACAAAUGGACAGCCUCUCUAAUGUACCUCAAGUAAUCAGUUAUCUCCCUCUCCGGUAAUUAUUGAAAAACUCAACAACGAAGUUGAUGU
Messenger RNA from Dinoponera quadriceps, 733 nucleotides. RefSeq lists its product as uncharacterized. Lineage: Eukaryota; Metazoa; Arthropoda; Insecta; Hymenoptera; Formicidae. The record is from RefSeq and is a predicted model, not a curated record. The transcript is spliced from 2 exons. The coding region runs from base 232 to 552 and encodes 106 amino acids.